UGAAACAUAAGUAGUCUGUACAAGCAAUCAGUCAGUUAUAUACUCUUUGAGUGUCAAUGUCACUCUAGUGACACAAACAGUUGUCAUUUGAAUUUGAUAAACAAGGAUAAUUAAAAUUGUCAUUUAAUUUCAAAAGAUCAGAAUUUGUAUUGUUAAAAUAAUACUUAAAAACAAGCAAUAUGACAAGCCUUUUUUCACGAUGUCCCAAAAAUAUUUAUUCAACUUUUACUAUAAUACAUAAUCAUUGUUUUCGAAAUUUUUUAAUAGCGAAUAAAUCCCGUGGUAUUAACUAUUGUAGUAAUAAAUCAACGAUUAAAACACAUCAGGUAUAUAGAAGUGAUUUCGGUAAUCCAAACUUUGAUGCGUCUAAAGUUAAGCUUAUUUCAAAAUUAAAUUUCUUAUCUGAAGAAGAUGCACUUCCUUUUUACAAAUUGUCCACAAGAAGCUUAUUACAAAUUUACAAUUGUACAAAAUAUGAUGAAAAGAUGGGUUUUUGUAAAAACAGAUUAUAUUAUAUUUCAUCUCGAUUAAAAGUAAGUACCCUUUUGGUAUACUAUUGUAUAGUUUUUUAUUUAAACUGUAAUUUUACUAUUUUCUGUAUUUCAGUGUUCUCCUGACAUGUUACGAGAAUCAUUAGCUAAAAGAACAUUCAUUUAUAAUUUACCAUUCGACUGGCUUGAAAGUGCUUUGAAUGUUUUACUAGACAUGGGAGUAAGUUCUGAACGGAUAUUGAGAGAUUUAUGGGUUCUAAAAUAUCACCCUAAAACUAUUCAUGAAAGACUUCAGAAAGUCAAAAUUUUGGGAGUGGAUACUCUGUAUCCAUGGAUGGUAAGAUGUACUGAGCAAAUUUUAAAUAGGUAUAUUGAAAUAUUACAAGAAACAAAAAAUAUUCUUGGGGAAAACCAAUCUACCCAUGUGUACUUAGCAAACAGAUUGAAUGUUUCACCUAAGGAUGUGGAAAAAAUGUGUGAAAAAGUGCCUGCACUAAGAACAAUUAGAGUAACUAAGCUCAAAUCAUUUUUAGAUUUUUUAAUUAGUGAAGGAUUUGCUAUUGAAGAUAUUGCAAGGAGACCCAGGGUAUUAACUGCAUCUCAGAAGACUGUAAAGGAACGACUACAGAAACUCAGAAGAUUAGGCCUAAAAGAAAUCAAUUUAAAUGCAGUGUCUAGAAGUAAAAAGGACUUUAAAAAGUAUUUUGCAUCAUUAGAGUCUGUUUCAAUCCAAAACUAGUAAUGGUGAAUUACUAUUUUAUUAUGCUAAUAAAUCCAAUUUGAUCAUUAAUCUUCUUUCUUUUUUUGCCUCAUAAGUAUUAUUAACUGCGCACAGUUGAUACUUGAUAGUGUAUGAAAAUAUUCAUAAGCUACCUUCCAGAAAACAUUCAGAGAUUACCCAGAACAAAUAUGAUUUUUGUCAAUAUUAACAAACACUACAAUUUUAUUAAUUGUAUAGAUUAGAAACAUGUAUUCAAAAUUAUAGCAAGUCAAAGUUCCUAGCAUUGAGUAUAAUAAUUGUGAGUAAAUGCCUUGCAAAUUUAUAAACAAGAAUAUGAUGUCUACAAAGACUAUUUGAGUGAAAAUGAAUUUAAAAAAAAAUUCUGUCACAAGCAGUAUAUUAAUUUUAUUGCUACCUGAAACAAUUUAUAUUAUUUACAUGCCCUAUACCAUUAUGCAUAUUUCAAAAUUCUAUCAAAAAUCAUUACACAAUUAAAAUAACUCAUGUUUAUUGUAGGUAGCAUUCAUAAAAGAAUACAUAAAACAAACAGUGCAUAUGGUUGUGGAAUGAAUUACAUGAAUUAAACCAAUAAUAAA
Messenger RNA from Papilio xuthus (Asian swallowtail), 1808 nucleotides. RefSeq names its product mitochondrial transcription termination factor (gene mTTF). The record is from RefSeq and is a predicted model, not a curated record. The transcript has 4 exons. Gene Ontology annotation, biological process: regulation of DNA-templated transcription; termination of mitochondrial transcription. Bases 619 to 1230 code for a protein of 203 amino acids. Gene Ontology annotation, cellular component: mitochondrial matrix. Lineage: Eukaryota; Metazoa; Arthropoda; Insecta; Lepidoptera; Papilionidae. Gene Ontology annotation, molecular function: double-stranded DNA binding.